GUCACUGCCAGGCUCUACCAAUCGGUCUCGGGAGCGCAUCGAUGGGAGCGGGCCCUCCGCGGACUGCGUUUAGGGACGCUGCCCGCAGUGUGGGCAUGGGACCCGUGCGGCGGCUGCGGAGAGGCGAGUGGAGCGGCGGGUACGACGCUUGCGGUCGGGGUGGCGGGGUGAUAUGCGGGAAUCGAUUGUUCAGGCCUGGGCAUGGCGCCUCUCCUCCCCCCCGCCAUGGCUCCCCGUGUCCCUGCUCCUCUCCUCUCAGUGAGCGAAAGUGGCCGCCGCCGCCGUCCCAGCGCCCGCAGCCGCCGCCUCCUCCUCAGCAGCAGCGCGGGCGCCAUCUUGGCGAGGCAGGAGUCGAGAGCGCCCCGCGGCAGCACACAGGCAGCGCCAGCCCCGGCAACGCGGGGCGAGAGGCCGGGUGGAGCGAGCGGGGGAGCGAACCCAGGAGACACCCCCAGCCCCCCGCCGCCGCCGCCGCCGCGCCGCAGCCGAGCCCGCCACACAGACAGGGCCCGGUGCGACGCUGCUGUUGGAGCUCGGGGCAGGCCUGGGGCCACCUGAAGCUCCGUGUGGAGAGCGGGGCGUGCUGCUGGUGACAUCGCUUCCCAGACAAGUCUGCCUGAGACGUGGUGUAGUGAUUGUGUGCGCUAGAAAACACCCCUUCAGAGCCACGGAGUGAAGAAAGUCACUCCUGUUUCACGGCAGACACACAACCUGAUACAAUUUCGGUUUUAAUUACUAGUAUUUAACUUUGUACAUUCUGACUGUUGCUGAUCUUGUGUG
This is a messenger RNA of Melopsittacus undulatus (budgerigar), 780 nucleotides long. Its product is annotated as TANK-binding kinase 1-binding protein 1-like. The transcript has 2 exons. Lineage: Eukaryota; Metazoa; Chordata; Aves; Psittaciformes; Psittaculidae. Bases 42 to 593 code for a protein of 183 amino acids. The record is from RefSeq and is a predicted model, not a curated record.